UUUGUACUGUCGGUGAUACCUCGAUACCUUGAUACCUUGACUUGAUACCUGGAGCGGUGAAGGUGUUGGUGUUGUCCUGCCUUCCGUCAUAAGCCAUGGACCAUCAUCCAUCAUCCAUCUAUCCAUCCGCCCAUCCUGUAUCUGAGCUGAGUGUUGCUUAUUUCCAUACCUCCGGAGUGUAUAACUACCGCUGCCUCCCUUGCAUGUUGGUGCUGCCAUUGCGGUUCCAUUGCUGUUGCCUCUGUAGUCUUCAGCUGCUCUUCCUCUUGCUGUCCUCUUGCUCACCCUCUGACCAUAUAUUCAAAGCGACCUCUGUCAUCUUUACCUCAGACACCAUCCAACAAAGAGUCACACUCAUAUCCACACCCACACCCACACCCACACCCACACCCACACCCACACUCACACUCACACUCACACUCACACGCACUCACAUAUUAUACAGAACCCAUAUAUCUGGCCAUAGGCAGAGGUGGUGACGGUGCCAAGUUGCUCUUACCUCAUUGUUCAGCACUGAGACAACGUUUUUCGCCAAUCUUCCCGACAGCGUGGCAUUUGGCCCGUUCCAGGCGUUGGGAGUGGAUGCAGCCGCUGGAGGUGGACCACCGCAGCCUAAGCAGGAAGUUUGCUAGAAGACGCUAAGAGUGCCAGAGUGCCGAGGUGGCCCCCAUUUGCCCCUAGCUUGGCGCUAGUAUUGCGCUAGUCUGAUCUUAGUCUGGCGCUCGUCCCUAGCCUCAGCCUAGCCUCAGCCUAGCUCGUCGGAGCUUCAAGCAUCUGGACCCUAAAGGAAGCUAAGGCGCUGACCCAGACCCAGCACCAGCUUUCACAAGUACCCGUACCUACCACUGACCAGCACCACUGACCAGCACCACCGACCACCAUACAAACCCGCCUGCACUGUACUGUACCAUAUAUUUCUUGCGAUCAAUUCACUCUUCUCUUCUCUUCACUCCCCUUUUAAUUUAAUUCUCAGAUCGGCGACACAACUCCAGAACCCGAUUGACGCGCAUUCACUACUCUCUGAGAGAGUGGUCCCGCGACACCCCCACCGACCACCCCCACCCCAAGUAAACUGUACUUUGGUGGUUACUCGUACAUUCACACAUCACCACUUCUCCCCUCAGAGUUGCCAUACUCCCCCACCAUCCCCAUCUGCAUUGUGCAGACACCUCACCCUCUCACCACUGCCACCGAACCACCAAAUUGGGUCCGAUCUACAGGUCUGGAGACGAAUUGUUGGCGAAUCCAUCAUGUCUUCCAUUGUAAGUGUUCCAUCUAUACUUUUGCUUAAGCUUUAGAGGUCUUUUAGUUACUCGCACCCUAAAAAAUCCCCUCCUUUUUUUAUCUAUUGCCCCGCAAUCCACUGCACUGGUGUUUGCCUCAUUGCACCACCAGCACAAACACAAGCUCCCAUCUGAACCUGCCAAUGCUUUGCAACUCGGAAUACAAUUGACUGAUUUGCCUCUAGUUGUGCCUUGCGCAUUAUUGCGAUACCCAUGGUCCCACGGCUAUUCUUGUCACUGAGGCCUUCCCGGUUGGCUGCACUUCCUGCUAUCAAGAGAACGAAUCCUAUGGCGGCUCUCGCAGACCAAGUACCAGUGCGCGCUCUCUCAACCCCGCCGAUGGCCUUUCGGGAGCAGUGAGUGCCGGUGGGACAGAGUCGAUGCCUUCAAAGAAACCAAGUGGAUUGGAGGCUGGUGGUAUUCCAAGUGCCAAUUCACAAACCUCGAUUCCCGCACCUGCAAUGGAAACACCCCCAGAAAGCCCGCGAGUGCUCGCAUUACAAGGCGGACACGGCGGAGGCUUGCAUAGACCCGACUCGAGCUUCCGUAAGACCUACGAUGAGAACGACAAGAAGCGCGCUAUCCCAUGUGAUAAUUGUGCCCUGACUCUACCCAAGAAGACGAAGGACGAUCCCAUCCCCUACAGCAAAGUUGAGUCCAAUGGUCCCAUUCUACGAACUCGGAAGCCCUACGAGAGAGUCAUUGCACCAAUGGAAGAACCAUCGCCACCCAAGUCCGCUUCCUCUGCGUCCUCUGGUUCCGAGAGUGCCAUCACAUCCAAGCCUGCUAAGCGAACCUACUCCUUACAUCGCGUCACUACCUCGUCAAGCGAUUCCUCUUUUAGCUCCGCCUCGACAACACAUGACCAUCACGUUGAUUAUACCUCUUCCCACGAACCUCUUUCUUCCACCUCGUUUUCAAUCAUCCGUCAAUCAUGCCUUCGAACUCUCUCUUGUGAGACUCUACCACCAUCCAGCCAAUUCCCAAGUGCAUCUCCCACCUCACCACUUCUGAAUUCCCCCUUGUCUGCCAUCUCAUCUUCAGGCAGCAGCACUUCUUCCGGUGGUCCCAUCUUCUUUGGUGACCCACUUGCUGGUUACACGACAGCCUUUCUCUUUCGUAUUCCUGACCCCAACGCUCGUGGCCGCCGACGCAUUUACGCGCUUAUGGCCCUGUCUACCCAUCGUCAGCAGCGUGCGAUGCAGACAUUCCCGUUACUCACCGUUGCGUUUCGCGAGCUUGCUUCCUGGAUUCAGGGUCUCGCCGAAGCUGAACUUGAGCGAUCGGAGAUGACCUCCCCUCGUCUAGGACCCAACCCAUCGAGCAAUACUACAUCAACGAGUUCCUUCUUGCAAGGUCGCAACCGAGGCGGAGAUGGCCGCUUUUCGGGUAUGAGCCUCCGAUCUCGUGGACUAGCGGAAAUCGUUGGACUCCCAGAUUUUUUCAUCGAGCUGCAUGCUCGUUUUGUUCGACUAUUGGCAGAGAUGUCUGUCCUUCUGGGUGUUUAAAAUACACUUGCUUAUCUUCGGAGCUGGAUUUAACGAAGUCCGGAUCUGAUAUUUCAAUAUCGGCUUGAUGUGAGGGGCUCUGGAUCUAAUUCACAACAUCGAUCUGGAUCUUGUUUCACAAAUUGAGCUUCAAGGGGUUUCUUCUUCUCUGUCAGAGUCUAGUUUCCGAUCGGAUGGGUGGGCAGCAGGAGUUUUUAGUUUUUCGUUUUUCUCUUUUCUUGUACGACAUACAGUUUUCACAUGAGUGGUGGUGUGAAAUUGUACACUACGAUCAUAGCAACCGGCGUUAUUCAGGUCCUCUUUGAUCCCUCCUCGCACGGGUUCUCAGUACUUCAAUGGUUUCACGGUACCACGAAGUUGCGGGAUGGAAGGAAUGUAGGAACUCUUUUGCGAAAACGGAUGGGAAAAGUCCUUUUUGUCUCCUUGAUAUUUGGGCGACCUGGAGGUUUGAUGAUAGCGUUUUAGCGGUUCCUUGCUUCUUCUUUGAUGAGGCCUUUUUCUCACGUGUCAUCUGGACUCGAGACGGUGACAGAACCUGCUUGUUUCUUUUUCUUUGGAGUUUCUCGUUGGCAUUGCAGGCAGGGUUGGGUGGCGUUUUUGUUUUUUUCUUUUUCUUUCUUGUUUACCCCCCUUUUUCUCCCUUGUCUGUUUACACAUCAGGAGCCUUCCAAAAGGCAACCACGUGGAUAGCAUAUCACUUGGGCAUACGUUUGCAACCUUUGCAAUAGGAGGAUACAAAGCCUUUUAGGGUUUCACUACGUUUUUUCUUUUCGGUUUUCUCUGCAGAGUACCUUGGGAGAAAAAGACAAUUCUUUGUAUGUAUGGUCGUUAGAUUGAUAUGGGUUCCUGAUAUCAGUCCGGGACUAGCAUUGCGCUUUGUGUAUUCUUGUUUUUAUCACUUUUCUUUAUGACUUGGUUUGGGGGCUCGAGGCUUUUAGGCUUUCAGGUGGGGAGCUUUGGGGCUUUGAGGCUUUUGAGUCGAUUGUUUAGGUGGGGAUUUGGGGAUAGCUUGGGUUAGGAGGGGAGGGGAUGAGGAUGGAUAGGUUUGUGGUUGAGUUUGGUUUGUCAUUCGUGACUUUGGUCCUUGAGGGAUGAGUUGAUGAUAAGGAGUGGCUUUUGUUUUUGCUUGCUUGUUUGUGUAUACCCCGAUCGGCAGGAGAUGAACAGGAUGGAACGGGAUGAGAGAUGGAGAUGGAAUGACGAAGCUGGGAGCUGAUGCGAUACCAUAAGAAAGAAAGGA
Hymenoscyphus albidus is the source of this 4031-nucleotide messenger RNA. The record is from the annotation of a GenBank genome assembly. NCBI's taxonomy places the organism in Eukaryota, Fungi, Ascomycota, Leotiomycetes, Helotiales, Helotiaceae.